AUGGCUUCCACGGCGCCUCCGAUCCUCCCGAUCUCCAAUUCCCAAACCGUUCCAUCCGCCGCUCCUUCCUCCGUCGAAUCCCAGACACCGAUCGCUACUCCCGCCUUCCGCGCCUUCAUCAACCAGAUCUCGGAAACCGUCAGAAACGGCCUCUCCCAGCGCCGUCCCUGGGCUGAGCUCGCGGAUCGAUCGGCAUUGUCCAAACCGGAGUCGAUCUCCGACGCCUCCGUCCGGAUCCGCAAGAAUUACUCGUAUUUCAAGGUCAAUUACCUCACCGUCGCGACGGCGAUCGUCGGGUUCUCUCUCGUGACGCAUCCUUUCUCUCUCGUGUUCCUCCUCUGUCUCCUCGCGUCCUGGCUGUUCCUCUACCUCUUCCGUCCUUCUGAUCAGCCGAUCGUCAUCCUCGGCCGUACGUUCUCCGAUCGGGAGACGCUCGGGUGCUUGAUCCUGUUCAGCAUCUUCGUGAUUUUCCUCACCGACGUCGGAUCUGUUCUUGUGUCGGCUAUGAUGGUUGGAGUCGCGUUGAUCUGUGCGCACGGCGCGUUUAGAGCUCCGGAAGAUCUUUUCUUAGACGAGCAAGAGCCAGCUGCCACCGGAUUCCUCUCUUUCCUCGGCGGCGCCGCCUCAUCUACCGCGCCAGCUGUCAUUGCCGCUCGCGGGUAG
This is a messenger RNA of Microthlaspi erraticum, 663 nucleotides long. Lineage: Eukaryota; Viridiplantae; Streptophyta; Magnoliopsida; Brassicales; Brassicaceae. The record is from the annotation of a GenBank genome assembly.